Messenger RNA from Cuscuta epithymum, 1950 nucleotides. The record is from the annotation of a GenBank genome assembly. Lineage: Eukaryota; Viridiplantae; Streptophyta; Magnoliopsida; Solanales; Convolvulaceae.
UUCCGUUUCAGUAUAAAUGGGACGGAGAUAGUAUUUGGGUGGAACAUGAGUGGGUUACUGGGUACUCCUCUUUGGCUGCCCUGCCCUGCUACAUCGUUGUUUUGAAAAAAAAAACUCCCACGAUUGGGUAGGUUUAACAUAAAUAAACAAAUACACCAAACUGGAGUUAGGUGAACUGCCAUCCUCAGCUCCUAGCUUCCAAGUCAAACGACACCAGUCACUGAAGGGAAUCACGUCCAGUGAACCUCUACUAGUACGCCUUUCCAUUCCAAACUCUGCCGUUAUUGACUCUGGGUUCAUCUAUGGAUCCUAGCGCUGCUCCUAGAUCCGAAAUGCUCGUCAAUUUGGCCCGUAGACUCUCCUUGUAUAAGCCUGCUCACAGUCUGGACGAACCCUCAAGCGAGAACUUGACGGGUCAAGCAGACGAUAAAGUCGCCCAAAAUGUGGGGUUGAAUUCAAAAUCUGUUACAAACCCAAUCACUAUCACCCCACCAAUGUCCAAGUCUAAAAGGGCUGCGGUUUUGAUCUGUUUGUUCGAAGGAGAAAGCGGCGAUCUUUGUGUCGUUCUUACCAAAAGAUCCUCUAAACUGUCUUCCCAUCCAGGUGAAGUUGCAUUGCCAGGAGGGAAAAUGGAAGAAGGUGAUGCCAAUGAUAUUGAAACAGCUCUAAGGGAGGCUAAGGAAGAGAUAGGCUUAGACCCCUCAAUUGUGCAUGUUAUUACUCUUCUUGAAUCAUUUACAAAUAAGAAAGGCAUGACGGUAAUUCCAGUGGUCGGCUUAGUUUGGGACAGAAGUUCAAUGAAUUUAGUUGCAAAUGCUGACGAAGUAGACUCAAUAUUUUAUGCACCCUUAGAGAUGUUUCUUAAGAAUGAAAACAGAACAGAAGAGGAGCGGGAAUGGAUGGGGAACAAGUAUCUACUGCAUUUCUUUAACCAUCAAUCAAAGGAUGAAGUUUAUAUUAUAUGGGCUCUAACCGCUGGAAUUUUAAUCAACGCCGCGACCAUUAUAUAUCAAAGACCUCCCAACUUCGAAGAAAGACGUCCAAUAUUUUGGAAGUGAAGAAGCUGCAGUUGAAAAAAAUAACCUUUUGUCCAAGCCUUUUAAUUCUUACUAUGACGAACCGCGAAUGCCACACUUGCUCAUAUGGUUAUAAGUCCGUAUUUAGACACGCAUUUGAUGUGUGUUGGGAUCGGCUUUGAUGGUUUUCCUAGCUUUAAGGUGUUACAAGUCUCAAUUUUAGCUCAAGUUAUGUUUAUCGGGCGUUGGUUCGAGUUUUGUGUUGUUUGGAGUCAAAAUCAGGAAUUUAGAGUACGGCACCGGCGGUUGAGAAGCAAUCGGGAAGAGUUGGAGAACAUUGGAGAGAGAUUUGAGAGUUUUGGAGGCCACCGGGAGGUUCACGGCGAAGAUUUGAUGAAGAAACGGCCUUUGGAUCAAUUAAAGAAGCAUCCGGGAACAAACCGUAAGGAAUAUGACAAGAAAACGGUCCAAGAGCAUUCCGCGCGCCCCGCGGUGCGGUUCCGCACGCCCCGCGGACGAUUCUGAGAGCAAAUAGUUGAGGGGUCUGAACCGCACACCGCGCGGCCGAAACCGCACACCGCGCGGCCGAAACCGCACACCGCGCGGUCCAGAAAUAGCCCCCAGAAGUACCCGCGCAAGUUGCAUAGUGCGGCGCCCGCACACCGCGCGGGCGGAGCGAAAGUCGAAAGACGGAAAAACGCGCGCGUGACCGCGCGGUGACCCGCACGGCGUGCGGACGACCGUGCGGCCUGAUUUUCGGCCUUUUUUUCGGAUUUUUCUAUAAAUAGACCCCUGUUUUGCCUGUUUUUGGGGGAUGAGCUUAGAGAGAUAAACCCUAUUUCGAUUUUUGAGAGCUUUUCAAGCCUUGUUCUUCAAGAUUAAGGGAUUCUUUGUAAGUUCUAUCUUUUUAAUUAAUGACAAUUAAUUCUUUUUA